AUGCCUCAAACGCCCAAGUCACACCCAGGCUUGGUCCUAGGGGCCGCCAACAUGGGCUCAGCGAGCGAUCCCAUGUGCAAGACCACGACGCCCGAGGCGGCGGCGGAGCUUCUAACGAUACUGCAGUCCUAUGGCUACGACACGGUGGACACGGCACGACGCUACCCACCGUUCGCACAGGGGACGAGCGAGGAACUCCUUGGCUCGGCGCUCGCGAUACUUUCGAAGAGGAACAACACGCCGGCAAACCCACCCAACAUCAAGAUCGACACCAAAGUCCUCUCGAACCCCGGCGACCACACCAUCCCACGGAUAACCUCCAGCAUCAGGGCCUCGCUCUCCGCGCUCCAGCUCCCCAAAGUCCAUACCAUCUACGCCCACGCACCGGACCGCUCCACGCCCUUCACCUCCGCAGCCUCCGCCUUCCACACCGCCGUCACGACCCACGGCCAGGCCGCACGGUGGGGCAUCAGCAACUACACGCUGUCGGAAGUGCAAACCCUGCUCCAGAUCUGCGACGAGAACAACUGGACCCGCCCCUCCGUCUACCAGGGGCAAUACAGCGCGGUAGCCCGCCAGAGCGAAGCCCUCCUCAUCCAGUAUCUGCACUCGCAGGACAUCUCCUUCUACGCCUUCGCGCCCGGCGCCGCGGGGAUCUUCGGGUCCGCGUCACGACUGCAGCUGCAGAACGCCGCGGGGGAUGCGAUGCGGGCGGCGUACGGUGUGGAUGCGGUGCGGCGUGCGGCGGAGAGGGUCAAGGCGGUCGCGGCGGAGAAGGGCAUCAAGAGUGCGCACGAGGUCGCGGUACGGUGGGUGGUGUGGCAUAGCAUGUUGGAUGCAGCGUACGGGGACAAGGUCAUUGUUGGGGCAGGGAGUGUGCAACAGUUGAGGGAGACGUUGGACGGGGUGGAGAGGGGCCCAUUGGAGCCGGAUGUCGUCGAGGUUGUGGAGCGCGUUUGGGCUGAGAUUGAGAUUGAGAGGGAGAAUCCGGGGGUGUAA
This is a messenger RNA of Exophiala aquamarina CBS 119918, 999 nucleotides long. RefSeq lists its product as uncharacterized. Gene Ontology annotation, cellular component: cytosol. NCBI's taxonomy places the organism in Eukaryota, Fungi, Ascomycota, Eurotiomycetes, Chaetothyriales, Herpotrichiellaceae. Bases 1 to 999 code for a protein of 332 amino acids. The transcript has a single exon. The record is from RefSeq and is a predicted model, not a curated record.